AUGAUGGAUGACGGGGGGUCCCUGUCGAGCGUCAAGGCCCCCCAAGUCAGUGGGGUCAGAGUUCAGCUGGAGAUGCAUGCACUUUGGCAGCAGUUUGACCAGCUGGGCACAGAGAUGAUUGUUACCAAAGCUGGAAGGAGGAUGUUUCCAACAUUCCAGGUUCAAAUCUCUGGGAUGGAUCCUAGUGCUGAAUAUGUCCUGCUCAUGGACUUUAUCCCUGUUGACAAUAAAAGAUACAGAUAUGCGUUCCACAGCUCAUCCUGGUUGGUGGCAGGGCGAGCGGAUGUUGUAGCCCCAAGCAGGAUGCAUUUCCACCCAGACUCACCUGCCCAUGGAGCCCAGUGGAUGAAGCAGACCGUAUCCUUCGACACUCUCAAGCUCACCAACAAUCUGCUGGAUGACAAUGGACAUAUGAUAUUGAACUCCAUGCAUCGCUAUCAGCCGCGCUUCCAUGUGGUGUAUGUAGAUCCAGCUCCCAACAGUCACUUAAACGCAUACAGGAACUUCUGCUCUUUUUCCUUCCCUGAGACACGCUUCAUGGCCGUCACUGCCUAUCAGAACCACCGGAUCACCCAGCUAAAAAUUGCAAGCAACCCAUUUGCCAAAGGCUUCAGGACUACAGACCCCCAGGAUAGAGUGGGUUAUUCGGGACCUCUGGCAGUGUGGUGUCCACCAGAGGGCAGAGCUGAACCCCUCACCAACAAACUUGGAGGGCAGGGAAGCUGGGGCUCAAAGACUUCAAACAGACAGGAGGACCCAGCCCCCCUGUUGGUGGAGCAGUGUGGACUGUUCCACCACUGUAAAGACUCUGUGGGACUCUGUGGGAGCAAAGAUGGGGAUAGUGUAUUAGCACCUGCUUCCCUCAUUCCUAUUCCAUCCUACUGGGAUUGUCCAGGAUCAUCUCAAGAGAGAGACAGUCUGUCAUAA
Perca flavescens (yellow perch) is the source of this 927-nucleotide messenger RNA. RefSeq names its product T-box transcription factor TBX1. Bases 1 to 927 code for a protein of 308 amino acids. Gene Ontology annotation, cellular component: nucleus; chromatin. NCBI's taxonomy places the organism in Eukaryota, Metazoa, Chordata, Actinopteri, Perciformes, Percidae. Gene Ontology annotation, molecular function: RNA polymerase II cis-regulatory region sequence-specific DNA binding; DNA-binding transcription factor activity, RNA polymerase II-specific. The record is from RefSeq and is a predicted model, not a curated record. Gene Ontology annotation, biological process: positive regulation of DNA-templated transcription; regulation of transcription by RNA polymerase II; cell fate specification. The transcript is spliced from 8 exons.